GGCCGCGUCCCCCCGGCGCGGCGCGGGUGUCGUCAGCGGGAGAAGCCUGCGCGGAGAACGGAACUCGCCCCUGGCACAGGCAAAGGCGACCCCGGUCUGCAGGGCGUCCGCGGGGCGGGGGCGCCGAACUUUUAGAGGGAGACACGGAACCAACUCCGUGUUUACAGUCGGCCUGGUUUCGAAAAGCAAACUCGGAAAGCGCGAGAAGCCACCCGGGCACGCAUGGCCACCCGGGCUUUGUGUUAACUGCCGUGGACACCUGGCUCCUCUUAGCGAAGAUCUCUUGUGCCCGUGACAGCUGGCGAGGGUGGCCUGCGUCCCCAGUGGCUUCGCAGGACCUCGGGUGUGGGUGGGGCGUGUUCUGGGGUACACCUCUACCGUGACCACCCCUCUUCCCUUGAGAGGGGUCAGGAGCCCACCCCUGAGCCUGACCCUCCCUCCUAGCUCGGGGUCCCCCAGGCAAGUCAGAACCUGCAGCAUGUCCAGCUUUGAAGAGGCCGACACCGAAGAGACGGUCACUUGUCUCCAGAUCACUGUGUUCUACUCUGGCCCGCUGCAAAGCGGGCCCUUCCAGUCUAUAAAGCUCGGGAUGCGAGAGAAGCUCCCCUCCAGCGAGGUGGUGAAGUUCGGCCGGAACUCCAACAUCUGUCAUUACACUUUUCAGGACAAGCAGGUGUCCCGAGUUCAGUUUUCUCUGCAGCUGUUUAAGAUGUUCAAUAGCUCAGUUCUCUCCUUUGAGAUUAAAAACAUGAGUAAGAAGACGAGUCUGAUCGUGGGCAACAAGGAGCUGGGCUACCUGAACAAAACGGACCUGCCAGCCAGGUGCAUGGUCCGCUUCGGCGACUACCAGCUUCUGAUGGAGAAGGAGGACGGAGAGUCACUGGAAUGGUUUGAGACUCAAUUUAUUUUGUCUCCAAGAUCACUCGUGCAAGAAAACAACUGGCCGCCACAGAGGCCCAUCCCUGAGAGUGGCCAUUACUUGCCCUAUUCCACCCAAAACAUGUCUCCUACUGAAAUAGACGAAAACGAGUCGUGGAUAGAGGGCUGAGGGGGAUCGUGGGUGCAGAGACCCGUGGACGCUGUGUAGAAACGCCACUUACUGAGUGCUUUCUUGUCAUCUAUCAUGUCAAAUUUGGGAUCCGAAGUCUGUGAGCUGUCAGUCGUCAGCUUAGUCCCCUGUCAUUAUUUUCAGGGUCCACUCUUGAGGUUGGCGUCCAAACAGUACCCUUUGGGACGGAGUGCGCUCCAGCAGCUCGCAGUGUUUUCUUCUCACGCGUGACUUUAGUCCUGUUUCGUUUUGUUUCAUUUUGUUUUCUAAGAACUGCCUCUUGUUUUGGUCAUAUCAUUUCACAGCAGCCAUUUGUUUUCAAGGUCAAGGCUAUGGGCACAUUGUCACUGGGGUUGCAGACAAUGGGUACAUACACUGCCAGAGCCUCGACAGCACAUUCUGGGGCCGCGCCUGGGCGUCACUGUGGCUUUGGUAUGGGAACUUACAUGAGCACUGAUCCCUUGAUUUUCUAAGAUUUUCUUUGUGUAGAAUUAUAGUGUUUAUUCCCAAGAAUAAAAUCUUCCUUCUCUAUAUUCAGCAUCUAAAACCAGUAUCUUGAACAUUUUAAUGAACCAUUGUUACAUUUUCUCACUGAAUUUUAAAUUGAUUUUUAUGUACUGCGAAUUUUUAACUUCCAUGAAAUCACUUUUAACAGCAUCCAUGCACAUAAUAAAGUGGAACUCUCGUUU
Pteropus alecto (black flying fox) is the source of this 1737-nucleotide messenger RNA. It is a transcript of the gene TIFA, whose product is annotated as TRAF interacting protein with forkhead associated domain. Gene Ontology annotation, molecular function: protein binding. Gene Ontology annotation, biological process: canonical NF-kappaB signal transduction. Bases 479 to 1048 code for a protein of 189 amino acids. The record is from RefSeq and is a predicted model, not a curated record. NCBI's taxonomy places the organism in Eukaryota, Metazoa, Chordata, Mammalia, Chiroptera, Pteropodidae. The transcript is spliced from 2 exons.